This is a messenger RNA of Salvia hispanica, 1572 nucleotides long. RefSeq lists its product as uncharacterized. Gene Ontology annotation, biological process: microtubule cytoskeleton organization. Gene Ontology annotation, molecular function: microtubule binding. The record is from RefSeq and is a predicted model, not a curated record. Lineage: Eukaryota; Viridiplantae; Streptophyta; Magnoliopsida; Lamiales; Lamiaceae.
AUAUGGUGUGGGAAAAAUAGAAGAGAGAGAGCGCACAAAACCUCCGUUUGUUCAGAGAGAGAGAGAGAGACAGCAGCGGGUUGCGCUCACGUUUGCUCGUCGCAGGCUGUCGUAGCGUUUGAGGCCGUAUUUUGUUACCCAAUUUAUUUGAAGAUCUUGUCGCUCAGAUCGAGCGCAGAAAGGAGGAGGAAAGAAAAUCCCAUUUGCACAUGGGGAGAGAUGUUGUAGGUCUUCGUAUUGAUAAAAAGUCCAACAUGGUCAAUGAUAAAUCAAAUGGCACCAUCCGUGUUGCUCCAAAAGCUGUACAAGAGAAACCUGGAAAAAAUGAUUAUGAGAUGAAUGACAAUGACACGAAUGCUAGAGUUCCGGAUGACUACGAUAAGAAACAAGAUGUGCUAGGGUUGAAAAGCAACAAUCACCAACCUGAGGAGAAGAUUUUCAAUGCUGAGGCUCAGAAGUCUCCUGAAAAGAAGUCAAACUCGCCAGCAAAACCUGCAUCGGGGUCUACUGUUAAUGGGAUAACUGAUGCAGAUCCAUUAGAGCCCCUAACUCCUAGUUUAGAGGAUGAUAAACAAAUCUCGCAUGUAAACCAUUCUAAUGGGUCUGAAAGCAAUGAUUCUGGUACAGAAAUUUUGCCCAAGUCUCGUGAUUCACAUUCUCCUGGAUCAGCAAAGAAAUUGCAGCCAAUCGCACAUUUGUCUUCAAGGAAGCUGCUGGCGCCUCAUUGCAAAAAUUAUAACGAUGAAGAAGAUAAUUGGUCCUUGGCUUCCUCUACUGCAACUUCUGUACGGAUGAGAGUCACAGUUCCAGUUGCUCCAAGAUUCAAUUGUGGAAACCGUUUAGAGAGGCGUAAGGAGUUUUACACUAAGUUGGAAGAGAAGCACAAAGCCUUGGAGAAAGAAAAACAUGACUAUGAAGCUAGAACCAAGGAAGAAGAACAGGCAGCAAUAAAGCAGCUUAGGAGGAACAUGAUGUACAAAGCAAAUCCUGUCCCUAGCUUCUAUCGGGAAGGACCUCCACCAAAAGUCGAGCUCAAAAAGCUGCCUGUCACCCGUGCCAAAUCACCUAAUCUAACCAGGAGAAAGAGCUGUGGUGAUGCAGUCAAAUCGAUUACUGAGGACAAGGUAUCUUCUGGGCGAGCAUCUCGUCACAGUGUUGGUGUCUAUAGAGAAGGCAAAGCUUCUCCUCUUCUGAAAAAGGCCUCACCUAUAACCCCUAAAAGUAAGGAUCAAACUAAUGCGUGGAAGUUAAAUGGAUCUAACAAAGCCAAGAUUCCCACGAAACAAUCUAAAGUGAAGAGCGAAAAUUCUCGAGCAAAAGAGCAGGGGAAUGCAGAUAUUGCAGUUCAAUCUUGAUGUUGAUGUUUUUUACUGGUAGUCGUAGUUUUACCUUCGCCUGGAAAACUCUCUCGAGUUUCCAUAUGAUUGUGCAAGGCAACUUUGUUACCUGCAGUGACUUGCCAAAGGUGAUGUCUGAAUUCUGAGUUGUAUAUUUUGUGUAAUUUAUAGCGUCCUGUGCUCUUACAAACAACACAUUUUGCUUAUUAUCUGUAUAACUUGUGGUUUUGCUCUA